This is a messenger RNA of Gongylonema pulchrum, 543 nucleotides long. NCBI's taxonomy places the organism in Eukaryota, Metazoa, Nematoda, Chromadorea, Rhabditida, Gongylonematidae. The record is from the annotation of a GenBank genome assembly.
AUGGUAUCACCAGGCAGAAGCAGUGAGCAUGUGGAACAGGUGACGUUAGUUGAAACAACAAAAUUGAACAAAUUAGGUUCAGAAGGUGCGCCAACUCCAAUACCUGGACAGUACGGUCGUCCGGCAAGUAGUAGCACUGCAACAUCGAACGGAUCUGCUCCAAACACCAUCGUUGGUGGAGGAAGCGAUCUUGUUGAUUGGCUUAUGGAACACGUUGAUGGUCUCCGAGAUCGCAAAGAUGGACGUAAAUUUGCCGGUGAAUUGCUGAAAGAAAAACUUAUCAGCCAUGUCGUCAAUAAAAUUACGUUCACCGAACAGUGUUACUAUAUUUUGGGUGAAGAAUGUGCUGAUUAUGCACGUUUGCGGCAAAAUCUGGCCGGUGAUGAUGGAGGUGUACGAAGUGAAGUGGGUUCCGUACUGCCACCACCACCACCUGGACUUGUAGCAGCAGCAGCAGUAGCACAACAAACAGGACGAGCAGCAGCAGCAGCAGUAUGGCCACCGCAACAACCAACAAUCAUCCCGCAUAGUGCUCCGUCAAUG